CUCCAAUCGGUUGUUCGAUAGGCCAUAGCAAAAUUCACACAAAAUUUCCGCCCACUUGUGCCCUCGCGAAAUCAACCUUCCUGCAACACCACAACCGCAAUCAUGUCCCACGAAAGCGUCUGGAACUCGCGCCCGCGAAACUACGGCAAGGGCUCUCGCCAAUGCCGCGUCUGCAAGCACAAGGCUGGUCUGAUCCGCAAGUACGACCUCGACCUGUGCCGUCAAUGCUUCCGUGAGAAGGCCAAGGACAUUGGUUUCCACAAGUACCGAUAAAGGAGUCGUAUCGGGGGGAGCUUCCGCGGAGGGACAAAGGGAUUUUUGACGGAUGCGAGCUGCGUUUUUCCGAUGGCCACACACAAAAAAGCACUCGGAGGGCGGCCGCCUGGAACCGGAGUUUUAAUGGAUGGCUUGGUUUUGAGGAAAGAUCGUGCGUCUGACGAACAUCCUCCGAGGAAUAGACGAAUACCAUUGCAUUCGAAAAAUAAUAUCUGCGUCCUGCUGUGUGUUCAGGUGUCGUCGGUGUGCUGGUGCAUUGUCUUUCAAUGCUAGCAGAUGAUGAGAUGAUAUCUAUGAAUUUCAUGGACCAAAA
Trichoderma citrinoviride is the source of this 589-nucleotide messenger RNA. Its product is annotated as ribosomal protein S14. The record is from RefSeq and is a predicted model, not a curated record. Lineage: Eukaryota; Fungi; Ascomycota; Sordariomycetes; Hypocreales; Hypocreaceae. Bases 103 to 273 code for a protein of 56 amino acids. Gene Ontology annotation, molecular function: structural constituent of ribosome; zinc ion binding. The transcript is spliced from 4 exons. Gene Ontology annotation, cellular component: cytosolic small ribosomal subunit; ribosome. Gene Ontology annotation, biological process: translation.